CCAUCAACAGGUCGCGUCCGCCGGUCUCGACGUGUACGAGAACGAGCCCGAAAUCGAGCCGGGCCUGUUGAACAACCCGCGGGUGAUGCUGCUUCCGCACAUCGGAACCAUGACGUACGAGACGCAGAAGGAGAUGGAGUUACUGGUGCUGGAGAACGUGCGUUCGGCGAUCGAGAAGGGUCAAUUGAUCACGCAGGUGCCGGAGCAGAAGAGGCUGCAAAAUGGCAGCGGUCAUUUGUAGAGUCGAGCCAGGUUUCUAGUACGGAGUAUGAUCUGCGGGAUAUGCUAUGUCAUGAAGUUUGUAGAGCUAGAUACACGAUUAGUACCGUAUUGCGUCAUUGA
Messenger RNA from Rasamsonia emersonii CBS 393.64, 342 nucleotides. RefSeq lists its product as uncharacterized. The record is from RefSeq and is a predicted model, not a curated record. Lineage: Eukaryota; Fungi; Ascomycota; Eurotiomycetes; Eurotiales; Trichocomaceae. The annotation marks the transcript as partial. The transcript has a single exon.